CACACACACACACAAGUCCUGUAUCACCGGGAGACUUGAUGCUCAACGCUGUAUUGUUUCCAUGAACGUCUGGGUGGAUGUGAAGAUGUGAGCAUCACGCUGAGGCUCCAGGCCCAUUGGUCUCUGCCUUCAACCAUUAUCUUGCUUCUCCGGCUGUCUCUUCGUGCUCUCCAUCCUUCCCGUUCGCCCUUCUUCCUUUAACCCGUGAAGAAUGAUUAGCAUGCAGGAGACCAGGAGAAGUUUCCAGCGUGAGUGAGGACGAGAACGAGUGAACGAGUGAGAGAAAGAGGAAAAUACAAGCAGAAGAAAGUUGAGAGCGACGGCAGCUUUCUGAGACCGAAAAUGAAAUUUGAGAAGUAGUGACCAGUCAGAUACUAUAGAGGAGUAAACAGAGGUCUGAACCACAGAGCAAACAAACCUGCAAUUACAUCAGAUGGAGGUGGAUGUAGCAGAUGAGAAGCGCCAUUGCACACGCUCAAAAGACUGACCUCUCACGUCCUUUGUCCUCUCUCUUUCCUCACAGUCCCGUUGGAGCCAGCCAUACAGGAGAUAUUCAGUGUGUAUGGCUGUCCUGUGGCCAAGAAGAGGAAACCUCUAGAGAGUCAUGCCCUGGAGCUGUCGCCCAACAGAAAGGUCUUUCUAACAGUCAUAGAUCAGGAGUCGAUGGAGAAAUGCUACGAAACAGAUAAAAUGGAGGAAAAAGAGGACGAGGAAGAUGAAGAGGAAAGGGAAGAAGAGGAGGAAGAGGAGUUUACAGACAAUGAGGACCAAUAUGAGAAUGAAGAAGUAGAAGUGAUAAAUGGAGAUGAGGAAGAGGUGGAAGAGGAAGAAGAAGAAGUGGUGGAGGAAGAGGAAGAAGAAAGAGAGGUAGAAGAAGAGGAGGAAGUGGAGGAAGAUGAGGGAGAAUAUGAGGAGCAAGUUGAAGAAAUAGAUAGUGAUCAUAUAAACUGCGGUAAACAGAGCGCAACAGUGGAGAAGGACGACAACAACAACGACGAAUACGAAAACUACGAUGAACUGGUGGCCAAAUCUUUGCUUAACCUUGGCAAGAUUGCUGAGGAUGCUGCUUACCGGGCCAUGACUGAGUCAGAGAUGAACAGCAACUCCUCGAACAGCGCAGAGGAGGAGGAGGAGGAAGAAGAGGAGGAUGAAGAAGAGGACGAAUAUGAUUAUGAAGACGAGGACGAGGAAGGUGAGGAAUGUUCUAGGAAGGGUGAGCUGAGCCUAGACGUCAACAGUGAUGUGGUCAGAGAGACGGUGGACUCGCUUAAGCUCUUGGCACAGGGUCACGGAGUUACACUUUCAGACGUUCACGAAGGAGACUAUCAAGAGAACGGAGAGUGCGGGAACAUUAACGCUAAUGGACUCAACAAUUGUGGGCAGGGCAGAACCAACACUAAUGGUCAGAUGGCAGAUAGGAGCGAUGAGGAAGUUUGCCUGAGCAGUUUGGAGUGUCUUCGCAACCAAUGCUUUGACCUGGCGCGUAAGCUAAGCGAAACCAAGCCGACCAACAGCCAGCAGGUUCAUCAACUUUCUCAGGAGGCCCAACAGCAGCUCCACAACCCCGAGGAACGCCGCGUCCUUGAGCGUAACUACUCGGACAUGGUCAACCUGAUGAAGCUGGAGGAGCAGCUCAGCCCUCGCUCCAAGACCUUUUCACAAGAGCACAACAGCUUUCCGGACUGCGAUGAGGACACCACGUCCGUAGCGUCGGACCACUCGGAGGAAGUGUUCGAUAUGACCAAGGGCAAUCUGUCGCUUCUGGAGAAGGCCAUAGCACUGGAAACCGAGCGGACCAAAGCCAUGCGGGAGAAAAUGGCCUCAGAGGCAGUCAGGGGAAAUCGAUUGCAUUUGCAUGAUGGUUUACGACACAGCUACGCAGAGGAACGUAAGGCACGUCUGCACCAUGAUGGACUGAGGAAGCCCUUCUACCUGAAAGAUUCUUCACGGUCAGGGAAGAAAGAAAGUCGGUGCCCGACGCCUGGUUGUGAUGGGACAGGUCAUGUGACGGGUUUGUACCCUCACCAUCGCAGUCUGUCUGGAUGUCCUCAUAAAGACAGAGUCCCACCAGAAAUUCUUGCAAUGUAUGAAAAUGUUCUUAAGUGCCCCACGCCUGGCUGCACGGGCCGGGGUCACGUCAACAGCAACCGGAACUCUCACAGGAGUCUGUCGGGCUGCCCGAUUGCAGCUGCGGAGAAACUGGCCAAAGUCCAUGAUAAACACCAACCUUGUGACGGGACCAAAUCAAGCCAGAGUUCAGACCGGGUCCUCAGACCCAUGUGCUUUGUGAAACAGUUGGAAAUUCCACAGUACGGUUAUAAGAACAACGUCCCCACUACAACCCCACGCUCCAACCUUGCCAAAGAGUUGGAGAAAUACUCCAAAACCAGCUUCGACUACAACGGCUUUGACAACCACAACGUCUACAGCAAACGGCAAACCGCCACGCCCAAAGUCCUCGGUCGAGACUCGCUGCCCAAAAGCGAUGACGCCAAGCGCUACUGCAAGAGUCCGAGCUCAGCGAGCAGCACCACCAGCAGCUACGGGCCCUGCAGUAGUCUGAGUUGUGGAGGGGGUGGAGCCGGGGGCGGAGCCAGAGGCGGAGAAAGCAGCGCCAGCAGCACCUGCAGCAAAAGCAGCUUCGACUUCACCCACGACUUAGAGGCGGCACACAUGGCUGCCACUGCCAUCCUCAACCUGUCCACUCGCUGCAGGGAGAUGCCACAAAGCCUGAGUGGAAAACCACUGGAGAUCUGCGCGCAGUCUGAUGAUCUGGAUCCCUUCCAUGACAUUUUAGAAGAUAGCACGUACGCUCCAGAUGUCAAUAUUCCCAGUCCAAAACCAAAAUUCCCACCUUGCAAAGAAAGCAAGAAGGAUCUGAUAAUUCUUUCAGGUUGUCCUUUAGCAGAUAAAAGCAUUCGGAAUAUGAUGGCCACCAACUCCCAAGAGCUCAAGUGCUCGACCCCGGGCUGUGACGGCUCGGGACAUAUAACUGGCAACUACGCUUCACAUCGAAGUUUGUCAGGAUGUCCACGCGCUCGAAAAAGUGGAAUAAAGAUUACUCACAGCAAAGAGGACAAAGAAGACCAGGAGCCAAUCAGGUGCCCGGUGCCCGGCUGUGACGGUCAGGGUCACAUAACAGGGAAAUACGCAUCGCACCGCAGUGCGUCAGGCUGUCCUCUAGCGGCCAAACGGCAGAAAGAUGGAUAUAUCAACAGUUCCCAGUUCACAUGGAAAGCUGGUAAAGCAGAAGGAAUGGCGUGUCCCACUCCGGGCUGUGAUGGAUCUGGACACGUCAGUGGCAGUUUCCUCACCCACAGAAGUCUCUCUGGUUGCCCACGAGCCACAGCGGCCAUGAAGAAAGCCAGACUAUCAGGGGUGGAGAUGCUCACAAUUAAACAGCAAUCAAGCAACGGUUUAGACAGCGAUAGAGAAGUUAAACAACUAAAUGAAGAUAUUGAAGAUUUAAAUGAAGCUAAUUCACAGGUGGAGGCAGAUAUGAUCAAACUUAGAACACAGAUUACAACAAUGGAGUCAAAUCUGAAGUCCAGAGAGGAAGAAAACAAGAAAUCAUCACUUCAUAAAGAGCCCAAUAGAAAUAACAGCUGUUUACAGCUUCAUCAGAGAGAGCCAAUGAACGAAGAGAACUUUGAUGCUUAUGUCAGCACACUAACGGACAUGUACACAAACCAAGAGCAGUAUCAGUGUCCGGAGAACAAGGCCCUGCUGGAGAACAUUAAACAAGCGGUACAAGGCAUUCAAGUGUAGCUUCUCUGCUAAUGAACGGGAAGGAAUACAGGGGACAAAAGACAAUUCCAGAAAAAUGGGAUGCAUCAUAUUGUGUGUCAGUGUUAAAUACAUACGUUCUUUAAAAAAGUCAAUGGUCAAGUGUUAUGCUGACUAUGAAUAUGAUUUUUCUUUGGACUUGCAGUAUUUUUUGGCCUUGCUUAAAAAAAUUACAAUGUGCAGAACAAUCUGCGGUUUUUGGAAAUAUUCACAUUUUGUACGUUUUCAUAUGGACUAACAUGGUGUGAAGUCAUCUUUCUCGCUGCUCAUUAAUGCACCUUUUAGUGUAUAUUUCUGAAAAGUAAUGCAACCUUUACUGAAUAUACAUUCUUUUAAAAUGCUUGCUGAGAGAGGAUUGCAGAGAGAAGUCGGAGGUGAAGUGUGUCAUUUUGCAACGUUUUAAAACACUAAACAAUGCUAAAUACUUUCACUGUGAUUUUUAAUGCUGAAGCAGGGGACCAAAAUUGGCAUGUCUCCAUUUCUGAACCACCCACGCUUCGUCAGAAAUCGUUUACUGUGACAAUUACAUGAAGUACUCUCAACUUUAUUGUUAAAACAACUAUAAUUUAUAACAAUAUAAUUAUAGUAUGUGUGGCUGCACUAUAUAAAGUACGGUAAAUACAUUUAGACAUACUGCAUCCACCAUGUCGUGUGACCUGUAUGUUUUUGAACUGUGAUGUAAUCAGAGCAACUACGACCAUAACUUACAUCUGCGUUGUAAGCAGAAUAAAGCAUGUGCUUAAAAUCUCAAAAAAUUAGGAAAUGAUUAUAUUUUGCCCAUAAAACUAAGUAAGAGAUAAAAAGAUGCUUAAUUGAUUUUGAGGUUGCAUGCAAAAUCCACUUGGCUCAAAAAUCCGAGGGGGCACGUGCCCACUCAGUUACAAUGGGCGUGACACCUAUGCCCCGGCCAAUGAGCAUUAAGCUUUGUUUUUUUCCAUCUUGCUUUUCAUCAACACAGUCUCUCUAGUGCAACUGAGCCUGCCUUCAAAAUCUGACAAGCCUGUUUAGCCAUCCCAAAAGGUUUUUUGGCACACCUCAAUGUGACAUCAGAGCAAGUUAGACAUACCUCGGAAACUUUUUUAUAUUCACUAGUUGGAAUUUGGCAACUCCUCAUCUCACAUGGCCUCACGGGAUAGUAAAGUGUCCAUCAAAUGCAUGCAUAAACCAUGGUUUUACUACAGUAAAAAAAUGUGGUUACUGUAGUAAAAUCAUCAUUACUCAAAAAUAACCAUGGUUUUGAUUUUCAAAAACCAUAGUUAAACUACGGUUACUGUAGUAAAACCAUGGGUUUGCUUAUAGAAAUCAAUACACCAAAAAACAUGGUUACUACAUAUUUUUACCUAAAAAAGCACGGUUCAUUUUUGUAAGGAAAGGUCAUGAAUCUUUGUUGAGAGUUGAUUUUUAAUCAGAUAUAUAAAUAAAGGAAACUGUUCAUAAUGUGCAGUGUGGCUCCUCAGGACCAGCAUUAAAAACCACUGAAAGUUUUUUUUUUUGCCCAACCAGCCAAACAAAAAGAAAUCAUCUCAUGGGUUUUAGGCAACAAACCUGUUUGUGUAAUCAAUAGUUAGUAAGGAAUUUCCAAAUCCUUUUCGAAAGUCAUUGUUAUUGCAAAUUCUUUUAGCAGUUGUGGUAAAAUUACACACUUUACUUUUGCAAAUGCAAAAACUACAAAUUGUAUUAAUAAUUUUACCUAUGAUUUAAAAAAAGUGAAAGUUAGAGUUAAAAAGAAAAGAUCAUGUGAAUCAUUCAUUGUAAACAUCAUGACACAUCUAUUGGUGCAGAUCCUGUUCCUUUGCAAAUGUGCUAAAAAGAUGUUUUGUUUAUUUAAUAGAAAAACAUUGUCAUUUAAACUGCAUUAAUGUGAUGGCAAUAGCUCGCUAAAUCACUCAUUACACCAUAUGCAUUUUUAUUCGGUAUCUGCUUGAAGUAACAGUAGCCAAAAUCAGACUGUCUCAGCAAUAUAUGAACUAACCGUGUGUUCGAAAAAGAGAUGCACUCAACGUGAUGGAAACAGUUUGGGUAUAUGCAAUUUUGUGUUUGUACAGUGGAAGCUACAGAAACUUUUUUCUAUAUGUAAAUGAUUGAUUUUUAUAGAAAUCUUUUAAUAUAAAAGUUUUAAAAGAAAGAAAACAUGGACAAUAAGUUGAGAGACAGGCGAGAGUUUCAUUGUGUUUCUGUACAGUGCUGCACAAGGACGCUUAUGUUUCCAUGUUCGGAUGUUUGUAUGAAAACAGAAAGGAUUUGUAAAGAGUAUAUGGACAAUGAGAGCAGGACCUACAGGGUUUUAUCCCCACUUUAGUGCCAGAAGACUAUUUGCACUUGUCUGAGAGAUUUAUCCAACCUUUGCUUGAUGUGCAAUCUUCAGGUGUCUCUUUGGCACGCGCCUGGAAGGCGUAAUGACGGACAUUUAGAGGUUUGUUGAGAGAUUACAGGGAUUCGACGGGACAAUAUCUUUAUUGUGAAUUUAACAUAUGAUGCUAGCUCAUUUCGUAUGAUCUAUAUCAUGACAAAAUAAUCCCCAGGCACUUUAUGUCUAAUCACUGUACAGUCAAUAAAGAGUAAUCAAUCAAAAAUAAGUGAAGAAAAAAUCUCCUGAUACGAUGGGGUCGGAGUCUAAAGUAGAAUUUGGGGUUGUUGCAGAAAUAUGCGACCCUGAUUUCCAUUGUACUAAUAACUGUAGCAACCUUGUUAAUACCUUAUUGAGAGCGAAUGGGAAGGUGCUUGACUUUCACUGGAUCUCGUACUAAUCUGUCCUUUAUGGGACUACAUUAUUCAUGAUUGCACAGAAUCUCGUCUGCAGCUUUUUGCCGAUAUAGCAAUGCUUUCAAAAAAGAAUUAAAUCAUUUUUGAUUAUAAAGUAAUUGAAAUUGAAGCACAAACAUUCAGAUCAUUUACUGUCAUUUAAAAAAAAGAUAUCCGUGACUCAAGGUAAUGCAAAAAGAUGUCACGUGUUAUAAUGCCGAAUUUUUAUAUGAAUUAUUGUGAAUUCAUGAGUUCAUUUAAUCGAAAUUCUUCAUUUCGAGGUUGAAUUGUUUAAUCAUGAAUGAAGACAGGAUUUUGUAUAAACUAUUGUGCUCGAUGUGGAACUGGAGUUUGACUUAUUUUUGUACGACACAGCAUGAAUUUGUUGACAUUUUAAUUUUAAUAUAAAUGUGUGAGAUCACAAGUUGCUGUGAUUUUUUCAUUUUUAAAAAUUGUGAAAUUUGUACAAUAUUUGUCAUGGCUGGACGUUGACACAUCAUACUCUAAAUAAAGACAAAUGGUGUUGCCACAGACUGAAGUAAAUGUAUAAUAAAAUAAA
Messenger RNA from Paramisgurnus dabryanus, 7087 nucleotides. Lineage: Eukaryota; Metazoa; Chordata; Actinopteri; Cypriniformes; Cobitidae. The record is from RefSeq and is a predicted model, not a curated record.